AGGAAGCGAGCGGAGGGGACGCGGGGGGGGGGGGGGGGGCGCAGCUACCAGCUAUAAUGCUCCUUGAGCAGGUACACCUCCUUCAGGCCGCGCCUCUCGCCCUGCAGGCGUGCCGUGGCGUUUGCUACAUCGUCAGCGAGGCCCUGAGGGCCACACACGAGCAGCGCCAGCGAGCUUGCGCUGCGGCCGCGCGCCUCCUGCGCCGCCUGCGCGACUCGGGCGGCGCCGUUGGGGCGGCCGACGCGGCGCGUGGAGUGGCGCAGCUUCUCGCCGUCGCCGGCGAGCGAGGCUUGCGCUGCUCCGGUAAGGUGGAGCUCAAAGGCGAACGUGAUGGCUGAAGAGGCGAAUCGCUCGCUGAUGGAAUCGAGAUACUCGGCAAACCAAGCCAUGAGGCCUUUUUGCAUGGAAGCUUCUGCGUCAGCGCCACCUCCUUCUCU
Messenger RNA from Tilletiopsis washingtonensis, 437 nucleotides. RefSeq lists its product as hypothetical. Lineage: Eukaryota; Fungi; Basidiomycota; Exobasidiomycetes; Entylomatales. Bases 57 to 338 code for a protein of 93 amino acids. The record is from RefSeq and is a predicted model, not a curated record. The transcript has a single exon.